AUGAGUGAAUUUCCAUCUCUCAUCACACGAUCUACCGACCAACGUCUCUUCCAGAAGGACUCUAAUUGGUGUGUUGGUGGCGAGCAUCUCAAAUCCUUGCCAGUAGUGACGGGCGGUCUUUUACACCUCUUCUCUCGUAAGGAGAGAGCGAAGCGAAAGCAACAGGCGCAGCAAGCUGAGCAACUAGCGCCACCUCAAGUGCCUCCAGCGUACAGGUCCGACUUCUACGAACCGCUCAAUGGGCCCCGCUCGGCGUAUCCCCGGCCGUUAUCCUCUUUUGCUCCGGACCACCGUCGCCAGGCCCACUCGGGCCAGCAUCAUGCCUAUGGUGGCUACUACUAUCCCCACCAGUCCGGUCAAUACGGUCAAUAUAGCCACCAGCAAGCAUACCAAUAUCACCAUCAGAACCCGCAGCAGCAACUCCCACGAGCAUCCUUCGAUGUGCCCCGAUACCCGGCCCUACCAGCCUACGACCCAUCAAAGUACCAAACCAUCCAACCAUCCCUGACCCCCACGGCCGAUCGACUCGCCUUCCACUACCCUAAUGCCAGGGCCCAACCCUCCCGCCUGAACGAGGUGCACUAUAAUGAUGCGCGGCCCUUGUCGAUCUACGGCCAGCCGCCCCCGGCAGCCGCUCCGGACUUGUCCUCCGCACCACCAAUGCCGCAGCGGAGAAUGGCCGCGCACGCUCGAACGCAGUCUAUCAUGCCAUUUUCCUCCGGUGCCUCGGCCGAACACCGCUCGUCUGGAUCGGGGGAUGGGAGGGAACGGAGUGUUUCUGAACCCAUUCCUGCGGGUGAUGGACAGGGCAAUCGGGGGCCUCGACGGCCUAAACCGGUGCUUUCACGGCUGAUUACCAAUUUCAGCUAA
This is a messenger RNA of Penicillium daleae, 870 nucleotides long. RefSeq lists its product as uncharacterized. The transcript is spliced from 2 exons. Bases 1 to 870 code for a protein of 289 amino acids. NCBI's taxonomy places the organism in Eukaryota, Fungi, Ascomycota, Eurotiomycetes, Eurotiales, Aspergillaceae. The record is from RefSeq and is a predicted model, not a curated record.